AUGACUGAAGACUCAAUUCCUAAUAAGAGGAUCUUCAAAGAUCCAGUACACGACUAUGUGGAAUUUGAUCCAUGGAUUUGCAGCUUCAUAGACACACCUCACUUUCAACGGUUGAGAUAUGUGAAACAACUAGGAAUCUCGUACUAUGUGUACCCAGGAGCAUCUCACAAUAGAUUUGAGCAUUGUCUCGGCGUUGGCCACCUGGCUAGGAUGAUGGCUCAACAUCUUCAGAAGAGCCAACCGUCAUUGGGUAUCACGGAUGAGCAUAUACGAUGCGUCGAGCUUGCUGGACUGUGCCACGACCUUGGUCAUGGGCCAUGGUCUCAUGUUUGGGAUGGUCAUUUCAUCCCCAAAGCCCUUCCUAAUCACCCCAAAUGGAGUCACGAGCAAGCUUCAGAAAUGAUGCUUGAUGAUAUGGUGAAGAAGUAUCGUAGUCUUGACAUAUCGCCUGAGGAUGUAGAGACCGUGAAGGCACUCAUUUCUGGCAGGAAGGAGCGGUGCAAGCUUGGAACGACUAUGCCUUUCUUGUUUGAGAUUGUCGCCAAUGAUCUCAAUGGCAUUGAUGUCGACAAGUUCGAUUACAUCGCUCGUGACUGCCACGCUGUUGGCGAGAAACGCAACAUUGCUAUGACAAGAUUGAUUCAUUCCGCUCGCGUCAUCGACGGUCAAAUAUGCUAUGACAUCAAGGAUGCCAACACAGUUUAUGAACUAUUUUAUACUCGUUUUUCGUUACAUAAAAACAUCUACAAUCACAAAACCACUCGCGCCAUUGAGUACAUGAUCAUGGACGUACUUCUCAUUGCACAGAAGCACAUGAAGUUCGCAGAGUAUAUCGACGUACCUGAAAAGUAUCUUCAUCUCACGGAUGAUCUCUUCCACUGCAUCAACAUUAGCGAAUCGGAAGAGCUCGCACCAGCGCGCAAGAUCAUUCACCGCAUCCAGACCCGUGAUAUCUAUCGCCGGGUAGACUACAAGAUCAUGGACUGGGAUGACAAGGAAUUUUGUCAGGCACAUAUCACGCCCGAGGCAAUUGUUCAUGCUGCUAAAAAUGCCAACCUUGAGGGUGUUGAACAGAGCCUCGUUGCUGAGCUCACUGUUGACCACGUCAUCGUGGAUGUGAGCAAGAUGCACUACGGCAGAGGAGGGGACAAUCCCAUCUUCCAGGUAAAAUUCUAUAGCAAACAUGAACCAAAUGUGUGCCGUCGGGCCCAGUCAGAAGACGUCUCCCUCUUGAUGCCCGAGAAGUUUGGCGAGGUCCUCCUGAGGGUUUACACCAAGGAAGAGAGAUUUAUGGGCCUCGUUCAAGCUGCAUACCGGCAUGUACUGAGGACCCUUCCUAUGCCGAGUGAGGCAGCGGAAAUAACCACUAUAGUACCAACACCUCCCGCUACUGAAGCGCCUUCUACUCCAACGGCGCUUACGUCUACCCUCAGUCUUGGUAUACCUCAGAGCCGUGCUUCAAGACCUUUCGGACGCACACCCAGCUAUUCGGACAACCAAUUCACUACACUCCCGCCCAAUUGUCAGAGCCGCUCUCCGACGAGGAUAUCAUCACGAAACUUGAAGCGGACUAGGGAGACCAGUAUCGAGUUGGACAUUGACAAUCCUCCUCCGACUAGGAAGAGUAUGCGUUUGGCGUCAGCAUCAGCGUCGGCAAAGUGA
Messenger RNA from Suillus bovinus, 1662 nucleotides. RefSeq lists its product as uncharacterized. Gene Ontology annotation, cellular component: nucleus. Gene Ontology annotation, molecular function: dGTPase activity. The transcript is spliced from 11 exons. Bases 1 to 1662 code for a protein of 553 amino acids. Lineage: Eukaryota; Fungi; Basidiomycota; Agaricomycetes; Boletales; Suillaceae. The record is from RefSeq and is a predicted model, not a curated record. Gene Ontology annotation, biological process: dGTP catabolic process.